Molecule: messenger RNA, 5137 nt
Organism: Drosophila pseudoobscura
Lineage: Eukaryota; Metazoa; Arthropoda; Insecta; Diptera; Drosophilidae
Gene: msl-2
Product: male-specific lethal 2
Exons: 3
Coding region: 460-3774 (1104 amino acids)
Biological process (GO): protein ubiquitination
Cellular component (GO): MSL complex
Molecular function (GO): ubiquitin protein ligase activity
Source: RefSeq, a predicted model, not a curated record
GUCGGUAUAUUUUGGUGUAUUUCUGAGGUAUAUCUCUUCGAUAGCUAUUCUUCAUAAUAGCAUCGUGUUGUUGUUUUGCUGGGUUGUAAGCAUACGGCAGCAGCCAAGUGAAACACCAAGCAACGGCUUCUGCAGAAAAUCGAAUAGAAAAUUUGUGAAAAAGAAAAUUCUCGAGAGCAUGUGUGGCUGGAGGCAACAUCAACAAAUUGCUGGGCAAUUGACAGUCCAUUUUUAAUAUUAAGGGAGCAGGCAGGCAACAGGCCAAGAGGCGGAGGAAAAUCGGAUGGUGGGAGAAGUCGCAAGAGAAUCCUGAACGGGCUCUGGCCAGCGGAGUCUCAGGUGGUGGUGUAAACAAAUUUUCCCGGCGUUUGUACAGUCCCACAAACAAACAAACACACACAGGCACAGACUCAGACACACACACACACAGAGCACUCGCAUAUAUACGGAUUAUAAACAAUGACGGCUCAAACUGUUUACCAGAAAGUCGUCAGACUGUCCCUUCGCUCGGCCGUAAAUCUGUCCAAGCGGCGCCUGGAUGAGCUGAGCGCUGGGAUCGGAGAGCUGCGCCAGCUGCUGUCAUGUGUGGUGUGCUGCCAACUGCUGGUGGAUCCAUAUGUUCCGAAGGGGAAGCACUGCCAUCACUAUGUGUGCCGGCUGUGCAUAAGAGGACGCAAGCGGCUGAUGUCGCGGUGCAGGCAGUGCGAAGACUGCUCCGAUUUCAAGACCUACGAGGAGAACCGUCUAAUGGCCGUACAGUUGCUCUGCUACAAGACGCUCUGUGUCCAUCUGCUGCAGUCUUCGAUGUUCACCCAGCUAGCUGGACAGUUUCCGGAUUUGAGCCAUGUGGCACAGUUUCCGCGCAUCAGGCUGCCACCCAUGACAACGCAGGAGUUCAUCAGGGAAGGGACCAACUAUGAUGAUAUACGGGAAACAUUUCUACCACAGCCGGAUCUGCCCUUCCUGAAGAAUCUUCCCUUAUCUCUGCCCGCGGAGACUCCGCCCACCACUGCGGCCACAACUCCCGAGCUGCCGUACGAGCAGAACCUUCCCGAGCAGCUGUCCAUCACGGAUAUUGAAAUGGAGGCAGCCGCCACCGCAGAGCAGUCUCAAUUUUCACAUCCGCUGCCCCUAAUGCCGACAGGGUCGCGGAUGGGUCUAAUGGCCGUCCAGCCGCCGUUCAUUCUGAACGAAGGCUCCCUGAGCACUGAAGCCGGCUACACGGAGAACAGCUGGAACGAGCUGGAGCAGGUGGAUCUAUCUGAUGCAGUCUCCAUGUCCAGCUUCCCCAACAACACAACGGGCUAUGCCAUGACCUAUGUCAUGCCCACGGCUGCAUCCACUCCCUUCGAAUCGCAUCCUCCGCAAGCGCUCCAAAUUGGUCAAGUGGUGAGAAUAGAAGCGUCCCCACAGCCAGCUCUGUUGGCCAUAACGACAGCUGAGGUUGAGCUGUUCCCCUCCCAAAAAAGAAAGAUAGCCCAGCUGGAUAUGGAUCAGGAGCAGGAGCUGCAAAACCAGGCGGUAGCUCCAGCGAGCGUUAGCCAGUUGGUGCUCCAGCAGGAGCAGGAGCUGCAAAACCAGGCGGUAGCCCCAGCGAGCGUUAGCCAGUUGGUGCUCCAGCAGGAGGCAUGUCUGGAAAAUGUGAGCCAUGACGCAGCAUACCUGCAGAAUAUCAUCCAGGAUGAGGCAUACCUAGAGAAUGUCAGCCAGGAGGAGGGAUACCUGGAGACCGUGAGCCAGGAAUCAUUUUUGGAGAGUGUCAGCCAGCUGGUAAUUCCGGAGAUUGUCAGCCAGGAGAAAUCACAAGAGAUGGUCCACCAGGAUACCAUUCAGGAGAGUGUCUACCAGGAGAAAUCUCAAGAGAUUUCCAGCCAGGAUGUAGUGCAGGAAAGUGCCAGCCAGGACACAUGUGCAGAGAGUGUCACCGAGGAAAUAUACAAAGAGAUUGUCAUUGAAGAGGUAUACCAGGAGAGUGCCAGCCAGGAGGCUGGCACGCAGGAGCAGAGUGUCAUCAAGGGGAUAUAUCAGGAGAUUGUGAGACCCUCCGCAUCUCAAGAGACUGCUAGCAAGAAGACGUCGAAGGAGGAGAGUGUUGCCGAGGAGAUAUAUCAAGAGAUUGUGAGACCCUCCGCAUCUGAAGAGAGUGAGAGGAAGAAGACGUCGAAGGAGGAGAGUGUUGCCGAGGAAAUAUAUCAAGAGAUUGUCAGACCCUCCGCAUCUCAAGAGAGUGCCAGCAAGAAGACGUCGAAGGAGGAGAGUGUUACCGAGGAGAUAUAUCAAGAGGUUGCCACACCCUCCGCAUCUCAAGAGAGUGCCAGCAAGAAGACGUCGAAGGAGGAGAGUGUUGCCGAGAAGAGAUAUCAAGAUGUUGCCACAACCAACAAGAAGGCAUCGCAGGAGAAGGAUGUCGUCGAGGAGAUAAUUGAAGAGGUUGCCAGGACCUCUGAGGAGUUUUCGGAGGAGGAGAGGCUUACCGAGGAGCUAUAUCAAGCGAUUGCCAGAACCUCAGCACCGCAAGAGACUUCCAGCCAGGCGACAUCGCAAGGGAAUGCCAGCUCGAAUGAGUCAUAUGAAGAGGUGACCUCCUCAGAGGAAGAACUGAGUUCCAGCCAGGAGUACACACCAACCACCACCACCAGAGACAAGAAGAAAGACACGGAAAUUAAUCCUGCUAGUUCAAAGCGCUCCUGCGCCAUAACCGAGAACCCUUUCAAAUUGAAAGCAAAUAAAGCUCCGUCACCGACACGCAUUCAAGGACCAGUUUCUAAUCCUGUGCCUGUGCCUGUGCCUGUCCCUGUCCCUGCCAAACUUUCUUCCACCAAAACGUCUGUUAAAUCCUCCGCAAAAACAACUACUAAGAUUACUACGACGGGGUCAUCUCGUAGGAGUGCAGGAAAGACGAAGGAAAAGCCACCGAAGCCCAUAUGCCGUUGCGGAACCUCUGGAGUGGCUGUCAACCCCAAAACGACCUGUCGCAAUACCCGCUGCCCCUGUUACAAGUCCGGCAAUACUUGUACAAAUUGUCACUGCGUUGGUUGUCAUAAUCCGCAUAAGACGGACUUCCUCGAUUCCGAUGACGAAGACGAAGAAUUUGAAUUGGAAAACUUGGAGCCCACAUCUCUCCCCAAUCCCCAGAACGAGAAAAAGUCUACAACAACAGCAACACCAACAGCAACAACAACAGCAAAGGCAACACCAGCACCAACAGCAAAGACAACAGCAACACCAACAGCAACAAAGGAGGUAAAUGCCGAAAAGGCUGCUAGUUCCCAAGGCGGUAUAAGUUUAGUGCCCCUUAGCAAUCUUCAACAGUCCCAACAUCCUUUGGUUCUCGUUCAGAACGAGAAUGGGGAAUAUCAAGGUUUCAACAUCUUCCAAGGCACCGUACCGAUUGAUCCUGCCACGGUUGGCUUUCUGCGUGUCCAGCUGCAGAAUAACGACCCCAAAAGCAAGGUUCCUCAGUAUGCGUACGUGAUGCCACAUCCUACACUUAUGGCUGCGGAUGUUGCACCUCCGCCAGCGCCAGCGCCAGCUCCCGAGCCAAAACCAAAGCCAAAGCCCGUUUCAGUUGAGCAGCCGCCUGCAAAGAAAUUCAAGCCUGCCAUCAAAAGGAGUGCUCGUCUACGUGGUUUUGCCCCACGCAAUACCAUUGAUGAGCUGGUCAGUGGUGGCUCCUCCGCCAUUAGCAAUUCUGCCGCUGGCGACAGAUUGUCGGCCACUGACAAUGCCCAUUCACUGUUCGAGGAGAUCAUGUCGGGCUCUGAUGGUUUAUAAGAAACGGGCGGGAUAUUGAUAAAACUUUUUUUUUAGCACGUUCUUGUAUAUAUGUAAAUACCCCGUUGCAAGGGGUAUACUGUGUGAAGUCUAGUUUCGUAUCAGAUAUCAGGUAUUUGUUAUCUGCUGUAACGGUUACCCUAAGGACGCCGCCACAUUCUAGCUGAAGGCGGAGUUGAAAACUCAGAAAGCUCGCCAAAAUAAGCUCAGCUUUGUUUGAUCGAUCAAGCAUGUUUGUUUUUGUAUAAACAUGUAAUUACACAAAUAGAAACGAUGUAAUUGGGCUGAUUAUCUUGAAAAAGAUAAUUUUUCAUACAAUCCACCCGAUUCCACCAAAACAUUCGCCAAUUGGCAAAAAAUAUACUAUGCAACAUUGCGUUGAGAUAGUUCUUAAACUCCAAUAAUAGUUUAAUAGAAACCGAUGAUAGCUGGUUAAAUAAGCUCAUAGCAGCCUCUUCAGUUCUGUUCCGCUUUCCGCUCAUCUUUAAGCUAGAGCGUGCGCGAGCUCUAAAAGGGUAUACUGUAUCUGUAUCACAUGUCCUGAUAUCUUUAAUCUGCUUUGUUUACCCUGCAAAAGGGGUAAACUGUCCAAAUCAAGCUCUGUAUCACAUGUCUUGAUAUUUUGCAAGGAUGAAUGCUUUCAUUUGAAUGUAUUUAUUCUCCCAAUUGUUUCAGCGUUUUAAAUACGCAAAUCCACUCAAUUUGUUUGGUUCCUGCCACAAUUUGUGAGUGCUUUUCAACUUUGUGUAUACGGUAAGGUUCGAAUCCCUUACCAUACUAUGCAGAAUUUCAUCUAGCAUUAAGCGAUGCAAAUGUACAUAAUAUGUAUGCACCCCAUAGGGAGAUCGCCUUAGGGGCCGGUCUUUGUGUGCCGCUCAGAAAUAUCCUUCUGAGGCUCCCAUCUCGUAAUGCUUAUAGCAAUGAAUAAUAUUUGUACAGCAAUCGUUGGCAGCCGCCGCUGGCAAUAAGAUCUAAAUUUUUAAGUUAAGGGCAAAGCAAUAGUCAUACAUGCACCAAAAAUGUUCUUUUUCGUUCAACGAACAACGAAUGGUAAAAUAUUGUAAUGCUUUGCUCCAACUGCGGCUGCUGUUAGCCCAAAAACAAAACAAAAACCUUUUUUUUCAUAGCUUAGGUACAAUUUUUUUUCAUAGCUUAAGUGCAAUUUUUUUCAUAUUUUAAGUACAUUUUUUUUCAUAGCUUAAGUACAAUUUUUUUUCAUAGAUUAAGAAACUUUUUUUGAGCAUGAAUUUUUUUUGAGCACGUGAAACUAAAUAUUAACUAAGCCAUAUAAUAUGUAAUGCAUAACAUAUAAAUUCAAAAUAUGCGAAACCAAUAUAUGUAUGUAAAAUAUUUAUGAAAGCAA